Molecule: messenger RNA, 281 nt
Organism: Rhizophagus irregularis DAOM 181602=DAOM 197198
Lineage: Eukaryota; Fungi; Glomeromycota; Glomeromycetes; Glomerales; Glomeraceae
Source: RefSeq, a predicted model, not a curated record
UACCUUAUAAUGGGUUUUAGGACCACAUUUGCCCAUUUAAAAUUUAUUAAACAGGUUGUCAUUCGUCUAAACACAUUGCAACGUUUGUUGAUGAAGCUAUGGUUUCAUAUGAGAAUUCCAGGCCAAAGAAUAAGGGUGUAUUAUCAAAAUUGAGAAUAUAUUUGUAUUUUUUUUUUAAAGCCGUCAUUCUCAUGAACUUUUUCAUUAUAUCCCUAAGUUCAAUGAUUUUGGUAAUGAUGAAACUGCAGUUGUUUAUAGAGGUUUUCCGCCAAACUUCUAAG